Molecule: messenger RNA, 2449 nt
Organism: Juglans regia (Persian walnut)
Lineage: Eukaryota; Viridiplantae; Streptophyta; Magnoliopsida; Fagales; Juglandaceae
Product: pentatricopeptide repeat-containing protein At1g28690, mitochondrial-like
Exons: 1
Coding region: 49-1941 (630 amino acids)
Biological process (GO): RNA modification
Molecular function (GO): protein binding; RNA binding
Source: RefSeq, a predicted model, not a curated record
GUCGCUAUAUUCUGUUCUUCAGUCCCGCCAAAUUCAAAACAAACUCUGAUGACCCUCUUCUCUGCACGCAAGAUCUUUGCCCUCGCAAUCUCCCGUAAUUACGCUUCUACCACCAUCACCCAGCUGCCCUUCACUCCCCUCCUCCAUUCUCUCCAGUAUGCAAUAGACUGCCAAUCCCUGAGCCUCAGCCAACAAUGCCACACUCAAAUUCUCACACAUGGGCUCGGACAAAGCCCUUUCCUUGCCACCAAAAUCGUCUCUGCUUACUCUAUAUGCGGAAGCUCAACUUGGUCACGGCUCGUUUUCGACUCAGUUGAGUUCAAGAAUGCGUACCUAUGGAACUCAUUGAUUAAUGGGUAUUUGAAAAAUCGUUCAUAUAAUUACGCUUUUGAUUUGUUCAACGAAAUGUGCUCUAGUGAUGAAAGGCCGGAUGAUUACACGCUUGCUACCCUCGCGAAAGUAUCUGCCGAGAUUGAAGAUUCUAUUGCUGGGAAACUGAUUCAUGGGAAGAGUUUGCGAAUUGGGUUUCUUUCAGAUAUGGUUGUUGCCAAUUCAUUAAUGUCGAUGUACUGUAGAUGCGGCCAAUGUGAAGAAUCCCGAAGAUUGUUUGAUGAAAUGCCGAAAAGAAAUUCAGGUUCUUGGAAUGUAUUAAUAGCGGGAUAUGCUAGUUCGUGGGAUCGCAGUUUUGAUAAGGAAAUGUGGGAAGCUGUAAAGUUUAUGCAGAAUGAUGGGGUGAAACCCGAUGGAUUUACAGUUUCGAGCCUGCUGCCCGUUUGUGGCAGUGAUACUGGGAGAUGGGAUCAUGGGAGGGAACUUCAUUGUUAUACUGUGAAAAAUGUAUUAGAUUCAGGUUUGGGAUCGGAUGUUCACUUGGGGUGUUGUUUGAUAGAUAUGUACUCGAGGAAUAAUAAAGUUAUCAUGGGUAGACGGGUUUUUGACAGAAUGAGAUGCAAAAAUGUUUAUGUUUGGACGGCAAUGAUCAAUGGUUAUGUUCAGGAUGGAGCCUCAGAUGAAGCAUUCAUUCUUUUUCACAAUAUGCAGGUGAAGGAUGGAAUAGAGCCCAACAGAGUGUCACUUGUGAGCAUCCUUCCUGCUUGUGGCUCACAUGGUGGUUUACUUGGGGGGAAACAAAUUCAUGGGUUCGCAAUCAGAAAGGAGUUAGAUAAUUAUCCGCCUUUGUGUAAUGCUUUAAUUGAUAUGUAUUCCAAGUGUGGAAGUUUAGUUUGUGCAAGGAGAGUUUUCGAGGAUGAUUCUUUCUGUAAAGAUGCAAUCUCUUGGAGUUCAAUGAUUUCUGGGUAUGGAUUGCAUGGAAGGGGAAAGGAGGCUGUCCUUUUAUAUGAGAAGAUGCUCCAGCUUGGGAUCAAACCAGACAUGAUAACAGUAGUAGGGGUUCUUUCUGCAUGUGGAAGGUCAGGAUUGGUGACUGAAGGCUUGAAUAUCUAUAGCUCCGUGCUAAAUGUGUAUGGAAUUGAACCAACAGUAGAGAUGUGUGCUUGUGUGGUUGAUUUGUUUGGCAGAUCAGACCAGCUUAAUCAAGCUUUAGAUUUUAUUAAAUCAAUGCCUCUUGAACCUGGUCCAAGUGUUUGGGGGGCUCUUGUUAGUGCCUCUGUAAUGCAUGGGAAUUCUGAGAUGCAAGAUCUGGCUUAUGGGUGUCUUAUUCAGGUAGAACCGAAGAAUCCCUCAAAUUAUAUCUCGCUAUCAAAUUUAUAUGCUACUUCUAGGAGAUGGGAUGUUGUAGCUGAAGUAAGAACAAUGAUGAAAGAAAGAGGUAUGAGGAAGGCUCCUGGCUGCAGUUGGAUUAGCGUUAAUGGCAACACCCAUUGUUUCUAUGUCGCUGAUAAACUACAUCCUUGCUCCAAUUCAAUCUAUGAGAUGCUUGAUUACCUACUUCUGAUAAUGAAGGGAGCUGGUUCUUCUCCUGAUGUUGAAGAUAUGAUAUAGAUGUCUUGGCAUUUGAUCAAUUAAUAGGAUAUUUCGUUGAUCCCAAGACGAUCGUGGUGAAUGUGACUGGAUUAAAGGUGCUAUUUUUAGUACCCCAUAACUUGAUGAUUGGAGCUCAGACUCAGUCACUUUGUGAGCUGAAAAGGCUUUAGGCAUACUCCUGAAACCUCACGUGACCAGAGGUUCCCGAUAUGGGCUGGAAAGGCUUGGCAAUUUGUCAUUCAAAAUAGGCCCUUAUACGACGAUUCUCUCCGCUUCCCAACAAUGGCGUCGCUCGCAAGAGCAAGACACCGCAAGAUUUCUCACUCAGCUUCAUCUUAUUUUACUAAUUUCAUUUUCUCCUCCAGCCUCGAUUUUUAUUUGUUUUGCUUGUCAAAUAGUGAUCGACCAUAGAAAAGGUAAUUGGUUCAUUUCACUAUGGAAAUAAAGUUCCUGCAAAUCUUGAAAAAAUAAAAUAAAAAAUUGGCAGUAAUGUUGCUAUGCCUGAAACGAAAGGAAUCUGUGUUCA